UCUCCCCGGCCACUGAGGAAGACCCACAGCCUCUCUCGACCCCGCUGCACACACCCAGAGGACUGCGAGAACAACGGGCUUAACAGCGCCAGCUGGGGUGGGGGCGCAUAGAUCCGGGUUCCAGGCCCAGUUCUGCGUGGCCUCAAGCAAGCCAUUCAACCUCCCUGAUCCUCAGUUUUCCCAUCUGUCAAAUGGGGCAGUGGUGGCACCCCCUUUCCAGGAAAUGGUGUCUCUCGGCCACCUCUUCGUUUUCUGUGUGGGUCUCCUCGCCAUGGCCAACGCAGAAGCUCCACAGGAACACGACCCAUUCACCUAUGACUACCAGUCCCUGCGGAUUGGGGGCCUCAUCAUCGCCGGGAUCCUCUUUAUCCUGGGUAUCCUCAUCGUCCUGAGCAGAAGGUGCCGGUGCAAAUUCAACCAGCAGCAGAGGACUGGGGAACCUGAUGAGGAGGAGGGAACUUUUCGCAGCUCCAUCCGCCGUCUGUCCACCCGCAGGCGGUAGAAACACCUGGCGCGAUGGAACCCAGCCAGGUCCUGCAGCUCUGACUAGGCUGGGGGA
Messenger RNA from Diceros bicornis minor, 559 nucleotides. RefSeq names its product FXYD domain containing ion transport regulator 1 (gene FXYD1). Gene Ontology annotation, cellular component: membrane. The record is from RefSeq and is a predicted model, not a curated record. NCBI's taxonomy places the organism in Eukaryota, Metazoa, Chordata, Mammalia, Perissodactyla, Rhinocerotidae. Gene Ontology annotation, molecular function: sodium channel regulator activity. Gene Ontology annotation, biological process: regulation of sodium ion transmembrane transporter activity; monoatomic ion transport. The coding region runs from base 224 to 502 and encodes 92 amino acids. The transcript has 7 exons.